Messenger RNA from Gadus chalcogrammus (walleye pollock), 4295 nucleotides. RefSeq names its product G protein signaling modulator 1b (gene gpsm1b). NCBI's taxonomy places the organism in Eukaryota, Metazoa, Chordata, Actinopteri, Gadiformes, Gadidae. Gene Ontology annotation, molecular function: protein binding; GTPase regulator activity. The record is from RefSeq and is a predicted model, not a curated record. The coding region runs from base 198 to 2132 and encodes 644 amino acids. The transcript is spliced from 14 exons.
UGGUUUUGACUGCACAAUACCUCACUUCCUCGGCAGGCAGGCAGCUGCCAUUUCUGUGCCGAGUGAAAGGAGGGAGACAAGAGAGGUAUCAGCUGCUGAGCGGCUCAAGACAGACAAGAAGCCCGUGGGUGGAUAUCUCGACGGUGGCCUCAGCUGGGUGCGAGGAAGCAAGGAAGCAAGGAAGCAGCAGCGGCUUGAUGGCUGCUAACGGGCUGGACCAGGACCUGGCCAGCAAGAGGCUCCACUCAAGGAUGGAGGCGUCCUGCCUGGAGCUGGCGCUGGAGGGGGAGAGGCUGUGCAAGGCGGGGGACUUCAAGGGCGGGACAGCCUUCUUCGAGGCGGCCGUGCAGGUGGGCACGGAGGACCUGAAGACCCUCAGCGCCAUCUACAGCCAGCUGGGCAACGCCUACUUCUACCUGAAGGAGUACGGGAAGGCCCUGGAGUACCACACGCACGACCUCACCCUGGCCAGGACGAUAGGGGACAGGAUCGGGGAGGGGAAAGCCAGCGGUAACCUUGGCAACACGUUGAAAGUGUUGGGGCGCUUCGACGAGGCGGCCGUGUGCUGCCAGAGACACCUGGACAUCUCCCAGGAGCAAGGGGACAAGGUGGGCGAGGCCAGGGCUCUGUACAACAUCGGCAAUGUGUUCCACGCCAAGGGCAAGCAGCAGCUGUGGGGCUGCACCCUGGAGCCGGGAGAGCUGCCCUCCGAGGUCCACGACACCCUGCAGAAGGCCACCGGCUUCUACGAGAAGAACCUGGGCCUAGUCAAAGAGCUGGGCGACCGCGCCGCCCAGGGAAGGGCCUAUGGUAACCUUGGCAACACGCAUUACCUGCUGGGGAACUUCGUGGAGGCCAUCAAGUUCCAUCGACAGAGGCUGUCCAUUGCCAAAGAAUUUGGUGACAAAGCAGCAGAGCGCAGAGCCUACAGUAACCUUGGCAACGCUCUCAUAUUCUUGGGCCAGUUCAACACUGCCACGGAGUACUAUAGGAAAACCCUGCAGCUGUCCCGGCAGCUGCGGGACCAGGUGAUGGAGGCGCAGGCCUGCUACAGCCUGGGCAACACCUUCACCCUGCUGCAGCAGUACGAGAGGGCCAUCGACUACCACCUCAAGCACCUGCGCAUCGCCCAGGAGCUCACGGACCGGGUGGGCGAGGGUCGAGCCUGCUGGAGCCUGGGGAACGCCUACGUGUCUUUAGCCAAUCACAGACAAGCUCUCCAAUAUGCCAGGAGGCACCUGGACAUAUCCAAAGAGAUCGGGGACAGGAACGGGGAGUUGACUGCCAGGAUGAACGUGGAGCAGCUGAUGGAGGUGCUGGGGGUGACCGAGACUGACCUUUCACCCUGCAGCUCAGAGUUCGAGAUCCAGGGGGCGCGCCCCAAAUUCACCAAGAGAAACAGCAUGGACAGUGUGGAUUUGUGGAAGUACUCGGAUAAGAACGGAGACAGCCAGGACCUAGACAGCAUAUCCCGGAGAUCCAAGAGUCAGCUGUCCCAGCCGGGCCCCAGGACUGGCUAUCCCGACAGUCAAUCAUCAGACGACAGGCCAUGGGCCGACUCUCCUGUUGACACCGAUGACAUCACCGUGCAAGUCCCACCCCCAAAGUUGGGUCGAGAGCCCUCUGAUGAGGACUGCUUCUUCGACCUGCUCAGCAAGUUCCAGAGCAGCCGCAUGGACGACCAGCGCUGCGACCUCGACGAGGCCCCCGACGGAGCGGACGCCGCCGACGCCGUGACGGACCCCUCCCACAACACGUCCCCCCAGACGGAGGAGCUCUUCGACCUGAUCGCCAGCACCCAGAGCCGCCGCCUCGACGACCAGCGGGUUAACGUGGGCAACCUGCCGGGUCUCAGAAUAACCCAUAAUAAUCUGGGCCACCUUGUCGGCGAGGGGGACCCCCAGGAGCCCAGCGACGACUUCUUCAACAUGCUCAUCAAGUGCCAGUCGGCCCGGAUCGACGACCAGCGGUGCUCCCCCCCGGAGGCGGGCCCCCACGCGCCCACGGUGCCCGACGAGGACUUCUUCAGCCUCAUCCAGCGGGUGCAGGCCAAGCGCAUGGACGAGCAGCGGGUGCACCUGCACGGGGACGACGAGGACUCCCCCGAGCCCUCCGGGGCCGAAUCCAGUUAGUCUCCGGACUCUUGAGUGUCGCGCGUCGAGGGCCCGUGGCGCGGUCGUACAUGACGACAAACUGAGCGCGAAGUUCGGAUCGUGUCAGAGAAUCGUGUUGUUUUUUUAUUUUAGGUGAAGGGGGGCGGGGCGUGUGAGUGAGUGACAGAUCGUAAUGUGCAAUAGUCGGCUCGGUGUAUGAAAGGUGCUGGUGGUGAGAUUUUAGAGCUAUGAUUUGAGUGUUAUCCGUCGUAGGUAGCCAUCCUUCAGCUGUUUGUGAGUGAAACGCUCUGAGGAUGUCUGUUCCGGUCGGCUGCGCCUGCCCUUCGUAGGGGAUCGCUUUGGUUCUGAUACCGCUCCCCGCUCGUUUCCGACCAAUCAGGGAUUCUCUUCCCUGAUUGGCUCAGGCAGUCCGUCUUUCCUGUCGGUUCACAUUCGCGGACACGCCGUUAUCUCUAUGGGUGAAAGAUGUAGGGUUCUGCUUCCUCUCUUUACAACUCUCAGAUCGUACCUUAUAACACCUUAUUUGGCACCAGGUGAGACGUUGAUUAGCCGAAAUCUGUCCACUUGUGACAUCACGAGUGGGAGUGUCAUUCCGGACAUAUGAUUGGUUGAUGACCUCAAGACUACCAGUUGGGACGGUCCACCAUGGGGAUGACUGGAGUUUAACCCUUUCAUCGCAAAAAAUAAUGUCAAUGCAUUUUGGGGUGUCUGCAAAUAUUUAACACAUGGGAAAGUGAUUAUGUGGACAGAGAUAUUUACCCAGUUUAAUGCCUUAAUCAGUCUGUUUUUUCCUGGAAUCGGAUUGUAUUCCCGCGUCAAACGUCUUGUGAUUCCGUGGCGCAUGAUAAGCAUAUAACUUGAAGGAUUUUUUUUUAUUCGUGUGCAGUAUUAGGGAUAAUGAAUAUCCAUGUUUCCACCAACUGCCUCUUAAAAUUGGCACAUUUGUGAUAAGUCAGGUUUCUUUUCAUUGGCUUUGUUGAUAGGAUAGAGAUAAUUUGGCGUUGUCAUUUAAAGUAGAUUAAACCAUACAAGUAGUUUUAUUUAAUAUAUUCUGAAGGCCACAGCAAUUUAACAUUGUAAAACAUGCGUUCAUCUACCUAUACAGUAUAAGGUUAACCAGAUGUAUUUAGCAAAAAAAAAAACUUCAGACUAGGUAUUUAUUUUAUAGAUUUGGUGAGAUUAUUGUAUUUUUUUUUGCAAAUUAAACAAAUAUAAAUGAGCAGAUUAAAUAUUUUUAAUGGUGAAUGUUUUUCAGUGCAGUUUGUGGUCUGGUGCCCUGAACAAUAGGGAACAAACGCCAACUAUCCGCUCUGUUAUAUCUGUUCUGUUGCUAUUGCGCCACCCUGUGGUUAAAAACCACUAUUAAUAAUAAUAAUGAAUAAAGCUAUAGAAAUCCACUAUAGGCAAUGAUGGAAUUCCCUUUCCAUCUAUAUGUUGGCAGUUUAAGUUGUGAUUAUGAUAAUAAUAAUAAUAAAUAUGCGCUUUGGUUUAUGUGCUUAUUUCGGUGAUUGGUUUGGGAUUUAGGAGCUGAAAAAUUCAUGCAGCGUUCAGUUGGGAGAGUCUUUAAAACAAAUGGUGCCUAGUGUGUAUUUUGGUUAAUUUUGUACAUUUUGAGCUAUCUUUCGACCUUUGUAUGAACGCAUUUACCAUAGUCUGAGAGAAAAUGCAUUUAAUGGCGUACAAUGUUGAAAUCCUUUACGAGGGCAUAUUUGCAGUUUUUAAAGGUAGGGUGAAGCUGGUUUUUCUGUCUUUUCUUCUUUGGGAGAUUUUUCAAAUUUAAGUAUUUAGGAAAGGUUCUGGUCUUGGGUUGGCCUCAGUGAGCCGUUGAGCAUUUUCUGUUCAUUUUUCUGUUUGUAAUGGGUGAGCAUUAUCAAAAGAAUUCCACACGUUACACUUCUGCUGGUCACUGCCAUGAUAUUAUGUACAUGUAAAUAUUUUGUAUUUGUGUUCCCUUUUCAAGGACAUAAAAAAAAGGUCCCCUUAUGCUUUUAAUAAAAACAUUCAGUUGUUUAAUUUGGGGUCUUCCCUUGUGUUGCUUUUCACAUGCAAACCCAUUUGCAUUGCAUGUUUACUUGUUCAUGCAUUUGGAAACCAGUAACUAAGAUAGGGAGACGAUAUCCAAUGUGUAUCAUACUAGAACAUAACCUUGCCCACUGUACAGAAAGGCAAGAAUGAGGUAUU